This is a messenger RNA of Diachasmimorpha longicaudata, 1246 nucleotides long. It is a transcript of the gene betaggt-I, whose product is annotated as geranylgeranyl transferase type-1 subunit beta. Gene Ontology annotation, cellular component: CAAX-protein geranylgeranyltransferase complex. Gene Ontology annotation, biological process: protein geranylgeranylation. Gene Ontology annotation, molecular function: CAAX-protein geranylgeranyltransferase activity. NCBI's taxonomy places the organism in Eukaryota, Metazoa, Arthropoda, Insecta, Hymenoptera, Braconidae. The transcript is spliced from 3 exons. Bases 1 to 1032 code for a protein of 343 amino acids. The record is from RefSeq and is a predicted model, not a curated record.
AUGGACCUACCAACAAGACCGUCGGAGGAGCUUCAAAAACUUCGUCACGCUCAGUACUUCAAGCGAAUAAUCCAGAUAAUGCCUUCACAAAUGGCCUCGUACGAUUCAAACCGCAUGAUGUUCGGCUUCUUCGCGAUAUCAGGUCUUGAUCUCCUGGACUCGCUGGACAUUCUAAAGGAGGAGGAACGUCUGGGAGCAGUGGAGUGGAUCUACAGGCUGCAGGUCAAAGAGGCAGGGGCCAGGUCAGGCUUCCAGGCAUCGACAAUGCUUCCUGAUCAAAUUCCAGACUAUCUCUGUGGCCAUUUGUCGAUGACUUACACUGCCCUCGCCACAUUGCUAGCACUCGGCGACGAUCUGUCGAGGGUCGACAAAAAGUCCAUCAUUGAGGGCAUAAGGAGCUGCCAGAACCCCGAUGGCUGCUUCAUCGCUAUGAUCACUGGCUCCGAGAGCGACAUGAGGUUUCUCUACUGUGCCUGCUGUAUCUGUGCUAUUUUGGAUGACUGGAGUGGGCUGGAUAAAGAUAAGGCUAUUGAUUACAUCCUCAAGAGCAUUUCCUAUGACGGAGCGAUGGGACAAGGUCCAGGCCUGGAGUCGCAUGGAGGCUCCACCUUCUGCGCGGUUGCAAGUCUCUAUCUGAUGAACGAACUCGAUAAAGCCCUGAGUCGGGAGCAGUUGGAGAAUUUAAGACGAUGGUGUCUCAUGAGGCAGAGUGAUGGCUUCCAAGGGAGACCUGGCAAGCCCACCGACACUUGCUAUAGCUUCUGGAUUGGUGCUACGCUGCACAUGCUCGAUGUGCAGCAGUUUUCCGGUGCUGAAGAGAAUCGGGAGUUUGUGCUGAGUACUCAGGACACUAGAAUCGGAGGAUUCGCAAAGUCGUAUGACACGAGGGCUGAUCCACUUCACACUUAUCUAGGACUCUCGGGACUCAGCCUCCUCGGAGAAGCUGGACUUCAACCUUUGAAUGCGGCUCUGAAUAUCUCCAGUCGGGCCUAUGCACACCUCAAGGACUUGCACAAAAAAUGGAAUCAAUAGACAAUUUUGAUCGCGCCGGUAUUACCUGUAUAAACACAACUCAUAUCAACGCACAACCUCAGACGUGUGUCAAUUACAUACCAACAAUAAUCAUGGUGAGAAUGGAAUCAAGUAUUAUGGAAUCGAUAAAUGAAUAUAUUGAUGAUCAGACAAUUAGUCAGUGAACAAUGGCCAAACAGAAAUUAAUAAACAUGCUUUGAGACACUUCACAAAA